Messenger RNA from Clunio marinus, 2329 nucleotides. Lineage: Eukaryota; Metazoa; Arthropoda; Insecta; Diptera; Chironomidae. The record is from the annotation of a GenBank genome assembly.
UCGUUAAUUGAAUAUCAAAGUAAGUACACGGUCUCUAGACUGAAGCAAAAUCCUUUUAACGGUGAUAUUUAAUAUAUUUAAUAAAAUUCAUACAGCGACUGAAAACUAAGAAUACUUAAAGAUGUCUGCAAAAGCUCCAGCAGUUGGUAUUGAUCUGGGAACAACUUAUUCAUGCGUUGGUGUUUUCCAGCAUGGAAAAGUUGAAAUUAUUGCCAAUGAUCAAGGUAACCGAACAACUCCAUCAUAUGUUGCAUUCACUGAUACUGAACGUCUCAUCGGUGAUGCCGCCAAGAAUCAGGUUGCAAUGAACCCAACAAAUACUAUCUUCGAUGCCAAACGUUUAAUUGGACGUAAGUUUGAUGAUCCAGCUGUUCAAUCAGAUAUGAAGCAUUGGCCUUUCGAGGUCAUCAAUGUUGAAGGUAAACCCAAGAUCCAAGUCGUCUACAAGGAUGAGAAGAAGAAUUUCUUCCCUGAAGAAGUUAGCUCAAUGGUUCUCACUAAAAUGAAGGAAACCGCUGAAGCUUACUUGGGUAAAUCUGUAAGCAAUGCUGUUAUCACUGUCCCCGCAUAUUUCAACGACUCCCAACGUCAAGCUACAAAGGAUUCUGGAACCAUUGCCGGUCUUAAUGUGUUGCGUAUUAUUAACGACCCACCCGCCGCUGCUAUCGCUUAUGGUUUGGACAAGAAAGCAGCUGGUGAACGUAAUGUUCUCAUCUUUGACUUGGGUGGCGGUACCUUUGAUGUUUCCAUCUUAUCGAUUGAUGAUGGUAUCUUCGAAGUGAAAUCAACUGCCGGUGACACUCAUUUGGGAGGUGAAGAUUUCGAUAACCGCCUCGUCAACCAUUUCGCUCAGGAAUUCAAGCGUAAGCACAAGAAAGAUUUGACAACCAACAAGCGUGCACUUCGUCGUUUGAGAACUGCUUGCGAACGCGCGAAGAGAACUUUGUCAUCUUCAACUCAGGCCAGUAUUGAAAUCGAUUCACUCUUCGAAGGAACUGAUUUCUACACUUCAAUCACUCGUGCUCGUUUCGAGGAAUUGAACGCUGAUUUGUUCCGUUCAACUAUGGAACCAGUUGAAAAAGCCAUUCGCGAUGCUAAAAUGGACAAGGGAACUAUUCAUGACAUCGUCUUGGUUGGAGGCUCUACUCGUAUCCCAAAAGUUCAAAAAUUGCUCCAAGACUUCUUCAACGGAAAGGAAUUGAACAAAUCAAUCAAUCCUGAUGAAGCUGUCGCUUAUGGUGCUGCUGUACAAGCUGCCAUCUUACAUGGAGACAAGUCUGAAGAAGUUCAAGAUUUGUUGCUUUUGGAUGUCACACCAUUGUCUUUGGGCAUUGAAACAGCCGGAGGUGUUAUGAGUGUUCUCAUCAAACGUAACACGACAAUUCCAACAAAACAAACCCAAACUUUCACCACCUAUUCAGACAACCAACCAGGUGUAUUGAUUCAAGUUUUCGAAGGUGAACGUGCGAUGACGAAAGACAACAAUUUGUUGGGUAAAUUCGAAUUGGCUGGAAUUCCACCAGCACCUCGUGGGGUUCCCCAAAUUGAAGUUACUUUCGAUAUUGACGCUAACGGUAUCUUGAAUGUCACUGCUUUGGAGAAAUCAACAAACAAAGAAAACAAAAUCACAAUCACCAACGACAAGGGUCGUUUGAGCAAAGAAGACAUUGAACGAAUGGUUAAUGAAGCCGAAAAAUAUCGCUCGGAAGAUGAGAAACAAAAGGAAACGAUCUCAGCUAAGAACGCUUUGGAAUCUUAUUGCUUCAACAUGAAAGCUACCAUGGAAGACGAGAAAUUGAAGGAUAAAAUUAGCGAGACUGAGAAAAAGACCAUCUUGGACAAAUGCAACGACACAAUCAAGUGGCUUGAUGGAAAUCAAUUGGCAGAGAAAGAAGAAUAUGAACAUCGUCAGAAGGAGUUGGAAGGCGUUUGCAAUCCAAUUAUCACUAAGUUGUACCAAGGCGCAGGAGGUAUGCCCGGUGGAAUGCCAGGUGGAUUCCCUGGUGCUGGUGCACCUGGAGCUGGUGGUGCACCUGGAGCCGGCGGCUCAGGACCAACCAUCGAAGAAGUCGACUAAGAAGUUUCCUUCAAACCUCUUCAAUCUCACCAAACAAACGUCAACUUUUAAGUCUUUAAAUUUCCUCAAAUGUUCAAAAUUUCCUCACUCAGUAUUUGCCCAACUCGUUUAGAUGUUCAUGUAAAGGAAUUAUUACAAUUAAUCUUCAUUCCAAUCUGUUUUUAUAUCCAACAGAAGUAAUAGUUUUGAUGUUAAAGAAAAAGCAGAGCAGAAAAAAAUGAAAACGAAUAAAAAUUUGAGUUGAUGAUCUAA